Messenger RNA from Perognathus longimembris pacificus (Pacific pocket mouse), 5859 nucleotides. RefSeq names its product ATPase secretory pathway Ca2+ transporting 1 (gene Atp2c1). The transcript has 27 exons. Gene Ontology annotation, biological process: calcium ion transmembrane transport; manganese ion transport; intracellular calcium ion homeostasis. Gene Ontology annotation, cellular component: Golgi membrane; plasma membrane; endoplasmic reticulum. Bases 1311 to 4022 code for a protein of 903 amino acids. Lineage: Eukaryota; Metazoa; Chordata; Mammalia; Rodentia; Heteromyidae. Gene Ontology annotation, molecular function: P-type calcium transporter activity; ATP hydrolysis activity; ATP binding. The record is from RefSeq and is a predicted model, not a curated record.
AGAUGAAGGUUUUAAGGAGAGGGUGUUCGCUUGAUUUCUUUUCUUUUUUUUGCUUUCCUGGGGAAAUUUCUUAAUUUUUUGAGCGUAGGGAACGAGCCAGGAAGUUUUCCUUUUUUAAUUGUUGGGUAGUAGCUGUGCAUGUUUUAAAUCGGUAUUUAGAAAGGAAUCACCCGAAGGGAAUUGGAAAUGGGAAGGUGGAAGGUGGAUGGGUGUUUUCUCUGUGCGUUUGUGUAUUCCAGUUUGGAUCCUAAGUGCUUGGAUUGAAUUCAGUCAUGGAGAAGAAUGGGAUUUCUAAAGAUUAUUUCUAGCAUGGGGUUGGGUGCGGGGGGAGGACACCAACUGCAUUGUUUUUCGGUACACAACAAACCAGCUGAGUUUGAUGAAAUCUUCGGAAGCCAUUAGGCUUCUUAAAGUUCCGCCCUGUUUCAAAACCUCGUUUAGGAGGCUGACAGGGGAACCUGUUAGUCCGUGCUAUACGCUUUAGGUGAUUACUCACCUAUUACUCGAUUCCUUUGACCUUAUUGAAAUAAUGUUUCAUACACAGCGCUGGCAUUUUUGUUAAUUGUUGAAUAACUGAAUAAAUGCCUCCCCCGCCCCCCCCCCCAGCUGUAUUAACUAUCUCAUUCUUUGGAUUGACUUCUGGCUUGUAUGUGAUCAAUUUUUCUACCCCCCCCUUUUUUUUCUUUCUUCUUUUUGGUUAGACCUGGAUUGCAAAGAUGCUAUAAAAGCUACUUCUCACAUGAGUUGUUUCUUUUUUUCCCUUGUGCCUGUAAAAUCUGUAUCUGGUAGAAUGGAGUUGCAGUGGAGCUGCUAGCUGCUAAUUUGCUUUUCCAUUGUUGAGAAUGUAAACUGGAUUGUCUAAGUAGGACCAGUGAUUUAAAAGUAGGCCUUUCUUAAAGAUGCAGCUAUGUGUUUUGCUAGCUGAGAUCCCUGGCAUAUGUAGGAAAUAUGAUGAGAGGCAUGAUUAUAUUACCCAAUUUUAGUCUGGAUGGAUAAUUGGUGGAAGACAUUUUCUGAAAUACCAAAGUAUGUAACUGAAGGGGAGUUACACUGACUAAUUGGAUCUUGAGAAACAGCAUUUGAAGGCGGUAAUAUUUUUGUCUGGUGGUAUGGAAAAUUGUUUUUCUAAGGCUUUUUUCCCCCUCUUUUGUCUUUAUAGAUUUGAUAAAGGUGAGUCUAUUUUGCAUGAGACAGGAUUGAAUGCAUUCAUAUAAGCUGUUUUUUGGUGGGAACAUCUCUCAGCAGCAUCUGAAACUUGGUGUGCAUUUGUUGCACGUUUCCAAAAAAUACCUAAUGGUGAAAAUGAGACAAUGAUUCCUGUGUUGACAUCAAAGAAAGCAAGUGAAUUGCCCGUCAGCGAGGUGGCAGGCAUUCUCCAAGCUGAUCUUCAGAAUGGGCUAAACAAAUGUGAAGUUAGUCACAGGCGAGCCUUCCAUGGCUGGAAUGAGUUUGAUAUCAGUGAAGAUGAACCACUGUGGAAGAAGUAUAUUUCUCAGUUUAAAAACCCCCUUAUUAUGCUGCUUCUGGCUUCUGCAGUCAUCAGUGUUUUAAUGCAUCAGUUUGAUGACGCUGUCAGUAUCACUGUGGCAAUAGUCAUUGUUGUUACCGUUGCCUUUGUCCAGGAAUAUCGUUCAGAAAAAUCUCUUGAGGAACUGAGUAAACUUAUGCCACCAGAAUGCCAUUGUGUGCGGGAAGGAAAAUUGGAGCAUACACUUGCCCGAGACUUGGUUCCAGGUGACACAGUUUGCCUUUCUGUGGGGGACAGAGUUCCUGCUGAUUUACGCUUGUUUGAGGCUGUGGAUCUUUCCAUUGAUGAGUCGAGCUUGACCGGAGAGACAACACCUUGUUCAAAGUUGACAGCUCCCCAGCCAGCCGCCACAAAUGGAGAUCUUGCCUCAAGAAGUAACAUCGCCUUCAUGGGAACGCUGGUCCGAUGUGGCAAAGCAAAGGGUAUUGUCAUUGGAACUGGAGAAAAUUCUGAAUUUGGAGAGGUUUUUAAAAUGAUGCAAGCAGAAGAAGCGCCAAAAACCCCUCUGCAGAAGAGCAUGGAUCUCUUAGGAAAGCAGCUGUCCUUUUACUCCUUUGGUAUAAUAGGCAUCAUCAUGUUGGUUGGCUGGUUGCUAGGAAAAGACAUCCUGGAAAUGUUUACUAUUAGUGUAAGUUUGGCUGUAGCUGCAAUUCCUGAAGGUCUGCCCAUUGUGGUCACAGUGACACUAGCCCUUGGAGUCAUGAGGAUGGUGAAGAAAAGGGCCAUUGUGAAGAAACUGCCUAUUGUGGAAACCCUGGGCUGCUGUAAUGUGAUUUGUUCAGAUAAAACUGGAACAUUGACAAAGAAUGAGAUGACUGUCACACACAUAUUCACGUCAGAUGGAGUGCAUGCUGAGGUCACUGGUGUUGGCUACAAUCAGUUUGGGGAAGUGAUUGUCGAUGGUGACGUUGUUCAUGGAUUCUAUAACCCAGCUGUUAGCAGAAUUGUUGAGGCCGGCUGUGUGUGCAAUGAUGCUGUAAUUAGAAACAACACUCUCAUGGGGAAGCCAACUGAAGGAGCCUUAAUUGCUCUUGCAAUGAAGAUGGGUCUUGAUGGACUUCAACAAGAUUAUAUCAGAAAAGCUGAAUACCCUUUCAGUUCUGAGCAAAAGUGGAUGGCUGUUAAGUGUGUGCACCGAACUCAGCAGGACAGACCAGAGGUCUGUUUUAUGAAGGGUGCCUAUGAACAGGUGAUUAAGUACUGCACUACAUACCUCAGCAAAGGGCAGAACUUGGCACUUACCCAGCAGCAGAGAGAUCUGUACCAACAGGAGAAGGUUCACAUGGGCUCAGCAGGACUCAGAGUUCUGGCUCUGGCUUCUGGUCCUGAGCUGGGUCAGCUGACGUUUCUUGGCCUGGUGGGAAUCAUUGAUCCUCCGAGAACUGGUGUGAAGGAAGCGGUUACAACACUCAUUGCCUCAGGAGUGUCCGUAAAAAUGAUCACCGGAGACUCACAGGAGACGGCGGUUGCCAUUGCCAGUCGCUUGGGAUUAUAUUCUAAAACUUCCCAGUCAGUCUCAGGAGAAGAAGUCGAUGCCAUGGAGGUCCAGCAGCUCUCACAAAUCGUGCCAAAGGUUGCAGUAUUUUACAGAGCUAGUCCAAGGCACAAGAUGAAAAUCAUUAAAUCUCUGCAGAAGACUGGGUCAGUGGUCGCCAUGACGGGUGAUGGAGUGAAUGACGCCGUUGCUCUGAAGGCUGCGGACAUCGGCAUUGCCAUGGGCCAGACAGGCACCGACGUUUGCAAAGAGGCCGCAGACAUGAUCCUGGUGGAUGACGAUUUCCAGACCAUAAUGUCUGCGAUUGAAGAGGGUAAAGGCAUUUAUAAUAACAUUAAAAAUUUUGUUAGAUUCCAACUGAGCACGAGUAUAGCAGCAUUAACCUUAAUCUCACUGGCUACAUUAAUGAACUUUCCUAAUCCCCUCAAUGCAAUGCAGAUUCUGUGGAUCAAUAUCAUUAUGGAUGGACCCCCUGCUCAAAGCCUUGGGGUGGAGCCGGUGGACAGAGAUGUCAUUCGCAAGCCGCCCCGGGACUGGAAGGACAGCAUCCUGACCAGGAGCCUGAUACUCAAGAUCCUCGUCUCCUCAGUCAUCAUCGUUUGCGGAACUCUGUUCGUCUUCUGGCGGGAGCUUCGAGACAAUGUGAUAACCCCUCGGGACACAACCAUGACCUUCACGUGCUUCGUGUUUUUUGACAUGUUCAAUGCACUAAGCUCCAGAUCUCAGACCAAAUCAGUGUUUGAGAUUGGACUGUGCAGUAAUAAGAUGUUUUGCUACGCGGUUCUCGGAUCCAUCAUGGGACAGUUGCUGGUGAUUUACUUUCCCCCACUUCAGAAGGUUUUCCAGACGGAGAGCCUCAGCAUACUGGACCUGUUGUUUCUCCUGGGGCUCACAUCCUCUGUGUGCAUCGUGUCGGAAAUUAUAAAGAAGGUCGAAAGGAGCAGGGAAAAGAUCCAGAAGAACGUUAGCUCAACAUCAUCGUCUUUUCUUGAAGUAUGAUGCAUAUUGCAUUUUUUUUAUUUGCAAACUAGGAAUUGCAGUCUGAGGAUCAUUUAGAAGGGCAAGUUCAAGAGGAUAAUGAAGAUUUGAGAGCUUUUUAACCUUUCAUUGACUUAAAAAAAAAAAAGAACAAUAAUGUUAAAGACUUGAUUUGAGACUUUAACCUGCUGGCAGUCCCAAAAUGAAAUUAUGCAACUUUGGUAACAUAUUCCUUGAUUUAAAUUGGCUAUUGUGAUGGAGUGGAACUUUAUAAAGCAGUUAUUUAAUUACAAAAAAAAAGGCAAAAGCUGAACCACCUUCUGCACUUAAAUAGGUCUAAUAUGCACAUACACUAUCUAUCUUAGAUAGAUAUAAAUAUGUUUUUUAUUUUUAAAUAUUGUACUAUUUAUGGUGGUGGGGCUUUCUUACUAAUACACAAAUAAAUUUAAUCAUUUCAAAGGCAUUCUGUUUGGUUUAGAAGUUGAUUCCCAGGAGUGCCGUAUUUCAACUACUGUAUUUCCCUCUUCUAGAAUACAAGCAGCUUAGACAACUUGUGCUACUAUCAUUUUUGUACUCCAAGGUUUUCUUUUUUGCACAGGAUGUGACCACUGUAAGAGCACUGUUCUUUUCUUUCUUUUUGUGAUUGAAAAGCAUAUACUGCAAUUGGAAGUAAAUGUUUGCUUUUCUUAGUAAGUGUAAAUGGUUCCUUUUUAUUUUAUUUUAUAUUUAAAGGUGUGAGUGUUUGGUCUAGGAGAAUUAGUUCAGGGAUAUCCAGUGGCAUUCUAGUUAGUGUAACGGGGGUCUGUAAUGAACACUUAGUCAUAGAGUCAAAGCCCUUUAAAAUCAACAUGUCAGGUCUCCUUGUCAGUCAGAUACAAAUUAUCUGCUUUGCCAGUAUCCUCUUGCCUUCCUUUAGAUAUAAAUCCAAGAGCUUCGGCUAAAUAGCUGAAUUUUAUUCUUCUUACUGUUUCACACGUGUGUUUUCAUGCAUCUUUCUUAGGCAGUGUUGGUCACUAUACUUAAAAGAGUAAAAUGGCCCCAAACCUGACUGGAUGGUUUAGGAACCGGGGUGCCACAGGAGAUCCCCACCUGCCUUCUGUGUAGGGCAUCUUUCUAGGCAGCCUAGAGCCUAGGGCCUAGGUUGUAGCCCAGCUAUUGGUCUACCCCUUCUUCUCCCAUCGGUACUCCAUCUUCUUUGUGUCUCAUUGGGCAUGCUAGAGAAAUAGAUGGGUUUGCUGUGUGUAAUGCCAUCAGUUUUUAUAAGAGCUUGGCAAAGCAUGGGUGACUUGAAUGUGUGGCCAAUUUGGGCCUGAAACUCAAAAUUAAAAGAAAACAAAAACCAUUCUCCUGCUGAAUAAUUCUCUCUACAAACCAAAAUGGGUCACAGAUUCUUACAAGAUCAUUUCUUUUGAAGGUAGCAAGCUUUAUAUGUCUCAUGAACCAUUCCUGAGCUUUUAUUCAACUAGGAAUUGCAAGUGGUAACAUUGAAAUACUGUCACGUGUAGGAAAAUACCUAUUCUUGAGUCCGUAUGACCAAAAGCUGAGUGUAAGAAGCUGAGAUGUCUGUGCUUUGUUCUUCACUAAGGCUAAAUAGCUAAUUGUACAUGGUUCUUUAUUAGAAGGAACUUGGAGGCCAUUGUUUAAUCAGCUCUAUCAUUAACAAUUUGAUGUCUCAUACCUAAAUUUUGUAAUGAUUUUUUUUUAAUUCUGUUACCAACUUGAACUAGCUAUUACGUGCAUAUCAAUCAUUUUUGUUUUGCAAUGUGGGUUCAGAGUAUGAUUUUUGAAUGAAAUAAAUGUGCCUAUCUUUUCAUUUGGUUUUUGGACUCUUAAAAAUAAAAUGACUUCUUUGUGUAAA